Molecule: messenger RNA, 2639 nt
Organism: Drosophila elegans
Lineage: Eukaryota; Metazoa; Arthropoda; Insecta; Diptera; Drosophilidae
Exons: 2
Coding region: 1815-2276 (153 amino acids)
Source: RefSeq, a predicted model, not a curated record
CAACUUUUAAAAUCCUAAAGCUUGGUUUUGGCAGUUGUUCUUUUGGAAAGAGGACAUGUAACGUUUAAUGAUUUAACAAUUAUUUCAUUACAAAGAUUAUUGCAUAAUUUUCUUACAAUUCCACCCAAACUGAAUCACACUCGUCACACAAAAAGUUUUAGAAAAAAAAACGAGCGCAAAAGUGCACUAUUUUUAUUAAUUGACUAAAAUAAGUACUAUUAUCUACCAGUAUUUUGUAUUUUGGGGUUAGAGCUUACCCAUGAUUAUAAGGAACAUUACAAUGAAUAUUUGUGAUUCACAAACAUAUAUUAUAAGACAAUUGUUCAUUUCUAAAAAAAUUAUCUUUUUACUAGUUAGAUUUCAGAUGUAAGCCUUAAAAGCUAGCUUUUUUUCAAAUAAAUAAAAGUUUUGGAACUAUUAUCGAGUAAGGCGUUGAGAGGAGUUGCUUCGGUGUAUAUUGAUGGUAUGGACGGACUCGAGCUUUCGCUAGUAGAAUGCUUCUUUUUCUUGCACGUGAAGAAGUCGUUAUUUCGGAAUGCGGAAAAGUCUGGUAAAUUCUGAUUGUGAGUGUGGAUCAUUCAGGAAUUGUACAGCAGUAGAAAAGAAUAAACUGCGAUGUUGCCGCCAACACUUCGGACCCGGACAAAGAUCACGGACCGAAAAUUAACGGUAUGACAGUAGACCUUGGACCUAAUCCGUAAGAUGGAGGAGAAGUUUAACGGUCAGCCCGAAGUAAUAGUGCAAGAAUUAAAUCGCACAGCCAUUAGUUAAAAUUAAACAACAGCCUGAGACAAAACACUCCAAAAAAUAUUUAGUUCACCCAAUAUACAAGCUUCAGUAUCUUUUUCACCGCAAAAUUACCGGGGAGGAGCCUCACAAAAGAAACAGACCUGCUCAGUGCGCAAAUUGACAGGAAUAUAGACACACACAAAUUUACUGCGCUUUACUCCCAGUAAAUUCCUAAAUUCAUAGAAAAUAAAAAAGAUUAAGCAGUGCCAAUUACAGGGGAUGCCCAGUCUAAAAUAAAUUAAAAGUCGUCUAAGCCAAUGGCCCAAUCAACCAGCUACUGCGCAGUAUGCUACCAAACCCAUUUUUUUUCUACCUUCUACCUUUAAAAUGGGGGCAAAGUUGCGGCGAUACACUUCCUGAUCUGGCUUCGCAAGGAAAGUACAAACCCUUUUGUCGUACCGCAGUCGACUCCGAUCAUAUGCAUUUUCGAGGUUCUUCUGCACCUUGUCAUGGAUCACUUGGAGUUUAUCAGCCGUUCCCAUCCCCGCCAUUUCAUGAUCACACAGCGACUUCAACUUCCUUGCCAACUUGUAGCUGGCUCCGUUCAGGAACAUGUGUCGUCCGAACACGGUGAAGAACGGAGCUUCUCCAGUUGCUGAAUGAACCGCGUUGCGGAUGGCCACCUCAAUCUCUGGAAGAUACGCGUGCCAUUCUCGAUGAUCUUCUUCUAAGUACCUUCGGAUCGCCGCCAACACGCUUUGGCUUACCCUUUCCGCAGCGUUGCUUUGCGGAGAGUGGACUGGCGUCUUGAUGUGCGUAAUGCCAAAGCUUUACAUCGCCUCCUCGAAAAUCUUGGACGUAAACUGGCGGCCGUAGUCCGAAUGCACUAUUUCUGGAACCCCAAACUUGUAGAAAACCUCGUGAAUGAGGAAAUCCACUACAUUCCACUACAUUUGAGGCCGAUGCCUCUUGCAUGGCUUUCAGAAAAGUGUAUUUGGAGAAGUGAUCCACCACAAUGAAGAUUUAGGCCUGUCCCUUCUUCGACCUCGGAUAUUUCCCCAGGAAAUCGAUAUACAGCUUCUGAAAUGGCUGCUCAGUCUGGACUCUCUCACCGAUACCAACUUGCAUCCGGAAAUUUGGGGAUUUCGUCUCCUUACAGACUUCACACCUGCUUAUGGACUCCCGGACUUCCAGUGCCAUGCCAGACCAGUGAAACUGCCGCCGUAGGAUUUCCAGAGUUUUUCCCAUUCCGCCAUGAGCUGCUGUUGGAUCCGAAUGUGCACGCUCAAUUAUGCUGUGGGUCAGACUCUGGGGAAUCCAUAACUUCCAUUCGAAGCCUUCCACCUCGAAUUCUAGAUUUGAAGAAGAGACUCUUGAAGAUGAGACCAUCCACUAUCCUCAAGUCAGCAAACUCAGUGGGCUCGAAGCCGAGUAACUCUGACGGAUCCAGUGUUAGCUCUUCAACACAACGUGAAAGUAUCUGCCACGACGUUCUUGCUUCCUUUCCUGUGUUCGAUGUUGAAGUUAUAUCCCUGGAGUUGCAAUGACCACCGAGCCAGCCGACCCGAAAGGUCUUUCAUGGACAUAAGCCACUUCAAGCUGGCAUGAUCCUUCCUUCCUUCCUUCCACAUACGGCCGGAACUUUCGAAUGGCCAGCAGGGCAUUCUUUUUCGGUGACGGUGUAGUGGACUUGGUGACAACUCAUCUUGGUUGAGAAAAACGCUAUUGGUUGCAUCGCACUGGAUGAAAAAGUGCCGCUUGAAGUCCGCAUGUACCAGCACUGGUGCAGUAGCGGGUAAGCAUCUGGGCAGCGGGUAAGCAUCUAUUAUGGUCACCUCAUUAAGCUUGCGUGCGUCUAAGCAGAACCGGUGUUUUCCAGAUCUUGAUACUACGGUGGUGCGGUUGCUCUA